Molecule: messenger RNA, 13571 nt
Organism: Toxotes jaculatrix (banded archerfish)
Lineage: Eukaryota; Metazoa; Chordata; Actinopteri; Toxotidae
Gene: apoba
Product: apolipoprotein Ba
Exons: 29
Coding region: 89-13330 (4413 amino acids)
Biological process (GO): cholesterol homeostasis; triglyceride mobilization; cholesterol transport
Cellular component (GO): mature chylomicron; very-low-density lipoprotein particle; low-density lipoprotein particle
Molecular function (GO): low-density lipoprotein particle receptor binding; cholesterol transfer activity
Source: RefSeq, a predicted model, not a curated record
CUUUAUAAAAGAUUUGGGUAGAGGUGUUGCUGUUUUAGUCAGGACUGUGAGGGCUAACGAACACAGAGAAAAGCCCUUUCUAGAGCCCAUGAUGGGUUAUAGGAAGCUGUGUCUGUUACUGCUGCUGAGCAGCUACACGUUGGCUCAGGAAGGCGAUGACUUUAAUGAACAAACUUCAACAUGUCUGUUGGCAUCCAGAUUCAAGGCCUCUAAGAAAUAUGUGUACCAGUACACCACAGAGAGCAGAAAUGGUGUGGUGGGCACAGCCAAUCUGAGGAACGGCCCCAAAGCGUCUUGUCAGGUUGAGAUCGAAGUCUCCCAAAUGUGCAGAUUCAUCAUGCACACCAGGGACUGUGCUCUCAGUGAGGUGUCUGUCAUGGAUCCCCAGGGCCAGCCGGUCUACAGGCAGGCUCCUGGCUCUGAGGCCUUCCGGGCUGCCAUGGAAAAGAACCCUCUGAAGUUCACUGUAGAGGACAUCACCAGUGUCCAGCUUUACCCUGAGACAGAUGAGCCAGUCAACAUCCUCAACAUUAAGAGAGGAAUUGUUUCAGCUCUCGUGGUGCCAGUCAUAGAGGAGGAGCAGAACAUCGUCAUGAGCACAGUGCAUGGCCAGUGUUUAACCACCAACCUGGUGAACAGCGGGAAGGAUAUCGCCACAGAUGUGACACUGUCCAGAGAUCUGUCCCAGUGUGACCAGUUCUACAGCAGGGAGCUAGCCAACAGUCCCCUGGCCCUGCUGCAAAAACUGCAUUACCCCAUGUCGAAGCUAAUCACAAGCACUCAAGACUGCAACUACCAGUUUGAUAACAAGGGAAAGCACAUCACAACAGCCAUGUGCACAGAGAAACACAUCUACCUGCCCUUCUCCCAUGAGGACAAUGGCAUGUCGUCUGUGGUGACCCAGGAGCUCAGCUUUCAAAGCUCCAAAAGGAUCAUCAACAGAGGAUUUGAUGUGAACCCUAGCCAGAGCAAGCCUCUCCACUUUGAGGACCCUGACGAUAAAGCUCCAGUCCAGACGAAGGACACUGCUCUGACCACCCUGCGGGACCUUAUGGCUUUGGCAGGCACAGACCAGGGUCAGAAAAGGACCAGUCUUUUCCAUAAGCUGGUGUCCAGCCUGCGUGUCCUGAGAAAUGAGACCCUGAGCCAGACAGUCACUGAAAUGGUGGAUAUGUCAGGCUGGCUCACCUGGCAGGCCCUGGUCCAGUGUGGUACUCCGGAGUGCACCAGCGCCAUCCUCCAGAUUAUCAGGACUAUCGAUGGGGUGUCGCUAGAGGUGGACGCUCUGGUCUACGGUCUGGGUCUACAGGCUAACCCUGACGCAGCACGUGUCAGAGAUAUGCUCAGCAUGGCUCAGUAUAAACAGAGCAGGGCAAUCAUGUAUGCUCUGGCCAACACAGUCAAGAAGUUCCAUAAAGGAGACGUUACUCCAGUGGUCACAGAUGUAUCGAAGUUCAUGGAGACACUCUUAAACGACUGCUCAGGAGAAAUCCUUGAUUAUGACACUGACUUUCCACCUGACCCCGAAGAGAUGUCCUUCCUUGUACUGAGGGUUGUUGGUGUGAUGGGUAAAGCCAUGCAAGCUGUCAGCCCCAGCUUGAUUUCCUCUAUUUUGACAUGUGCUAAGAAAAGAGACAUCCCACUGUCUAACCAAAAGGCAGCUAUACAGGCCUUUAGGUUAAUGGACAUUAAUGAUGAGGUCAGAGACGUUCUCAUGGAAGUGUACAAGGACGCUCAGAGCUCCGUUGAGAAACGUAUAGCAGCUUAUCUGAUUUUGAUGAAGAACCCACAUCAAACCCUGGUUAAAGACAUUGUGGACAGUUUGGAGAAUGUGAGAGAUGAGCAGCUCAAGAGCUUUGUGGUUUCUCACCUGCACAACAUCCGCAAGUCUGAUGAACCGCAAAUGAAUCAACUCAGGGAAUAUAUUGAAUUGGCCUUGAAAGAUCAACCUACAAACAAGGUAUUUGAUGGCAUGUCAGGCAAUUAUAAAAUAGACUCUGCCUUGGGCUCAGUACAGAGCAACAUCAUCUUCGAUGGAAGGGACACCUUACCUAAGGAGGUGAUGUUGGAGACCACACUAAAAGUUUUUGACUACAACUAUGACAUCUUUGAGGUCAGUGUUGAAGGAACUGGAUUUGAGCCUACAAUCGAAGCUCUUUUUGGGGAGAAGGGUUUUUUCCCUGACUCCAUCUCCAAAGUCAUGUACUGGGCAGGGGACAAAGCUCAGAUGCUCAUGGGAGUUUUGGACAGAAUCGCCCCUGACAGAGACAGAAUGAAAAGACAGGUCCCACAGGAUUUUCUGAAAGAUAUCAUGAACAGUGUCGAGAAGCUCAUGGAUGACCUGCGUUUUUCUCAAGCCCCUGAGGCCAUUACCUAUCUUCGGCUUCUGGGAAAUGAGAUAGGAUACCUGAAGACCAGCGAUAUGAGAAAUAUGGCUGGGACUCUGUCCAUGUACUACUAUGUUUUCACCCAGAUGCUACCAUUUAAGGCCUUUUUUAAAAUGAUAUCUAGCACUGAAAACGAAGUCUUCGCCCACUACAUUUUCAUGGAGAAUGCCUUCUCCCUACCCACUGCCUCAGGCUUCCCUCUGAGGUUUUCACUGGCCGGGGUGUUUGCACCUGGUGUCAAAGGAGGCCUGACUCACUCAGGUCCUAACAAAAUGACUGACCUGUUGUUCAUGCCAUCAGUUGGGCUGGAAUUCAUUACUCAGAUGGGUGUACAUAUUCCAGACUAUGUGGAUGCUGGUCUUGAAAUGCACACAAAUAUGUACCAUGAGAGUUCCCUCAAUGCUAAGUUCACCAUGAACAGAAACCAGAUGAAACUGUCCAUACCAGCUCCAAAGUCAAGAACUCAGUUGCUCAGCAUUAGUAACAAGCUGCUGUCAGUCUCCGCUGGUCAAGCAAAAAUAGUUCCAUCACUGGUGGAGGACCGGACUGACUCAACUGACUGCCAGCCCCUAUUCAGUGGUCUGAAAUUCUGCACAAUAAUGCGUUACUCCAAUGCUACUUCCAUGGACCAGGCCCCAUAUUACCCUCUGACUGGAGAAACCAGGUUUGCAGUGGAAAUCCAGCCCACAGGGGAAAUUUCAGAGUACACUGCCACCAUCACUGAUGAAACGCUCAGAGAGGGUAAAAGGGGUCGUCAUAAAGUGGAUUUUCUGAAGCUAACCCUGAAGGCAGAAGGUGAUGAUUCAACAGAGGCCACUGCAUCUGUGAAAUACAACCGCAAUAAGAACAUUUUCACCACCGAGGUUGUCAUUCCUGACUAUGAUGUGGAAGCAGGCAUCAAGCUGGCUGUGACUGACAGUGAUCAUAAAGGAAAGAAGAUGCGAGGUAUCACCAUUGAUGUUACCAACAGGAACAUCCCACAGCUGACUCUUGUUGGACGCACAAGACUCAACAUGAUGAAGGAUGCCAUGCUACAACUCCAAAUGGUCAUUCCCUCUCUGAAAACUGAUGCAUCCGUCACUGCAACCCUGAGGAAGGAUGAAGAUGUGCUCAUGGACUUAGAGACUGCCAUCAACCUCCCCGAGACAUCCUACCAACAGAGAGCUUUGCUCAAAUAUGAUGAUGAUAAGUUUGAAGUGGAAUUGAAAUCAGACCUGAAUUCAGAGAUUCAGAAACUGAUACCAGAUAUGGGGGAUUAUCAUGGGCGGCUGCAACAGCUAAUUGAUGAUAUCCUGGACCAGAAAGUGGCAAAAACUGACAUGAAACUCCGUCACAUUGUCACCAAAGGAAUUGAGGCAGGUAAUAUAUGGCUGGACAAAUUAACAGCACACAUGCCCUAUCUUGCAAACCUGCGAAGUAAGAGGAGCAUCUCUGAUCUCACCUUGCCAGCUCUGCCUGAGAAACUGUUUCUACAGUCUGAUAGCUUGUUCCGAUACCAGUUCAACAAGGAAAAGAUGGCCAUCUCACUUCCUCUUCCACUUGGAGGCAAAAACUCAGAAGAACUGAACAUUCCGACCACUUUGUCUAUUCCUGUCAUAGAUUUACCAAGAAUAGGCCUAUAUGUCCCUGCCAAAAAGUAUCCACUACCAUCCAUCACUAUACCACCUUCUUUGGAUUUCACUAUACCCCUUCUCGGCCUGGCUGAAGUGUCCACCAAGAUCGACAGCAACUUCUACCAUUGGGAAGGGUCCAUCUCUGGGGGCAACAACACUGUCGAUGUCCCCAGCUACAUUGCACAGUACAAGGCCAUGGCUCAAUCACCUCUCGACCUCUUGUCAUACAAGCUUGAAGGAACUGGGAUGGUGACAGGAAGAGCUGAUGAUAAUCUCAAAUAUCUUCUGAAUAGUUCUUUCAGCCAUAGCCUCAUUGACACAAGCUUCAGUGUCUCAGAAACAUUAAGAGUUACAAACAAAUUCAAUGCAAAAGCCAACUACAAGAUUGAAGCCUCAAGUCCAAUAGGCCUGCAGGCCUCUAUCUUUUACUCUGCUCAGUCAACUUCCACUUUAGAUUCAGAUGAAGUCUCAGGAGAUGGCACCAUGGAUGGAUUGCUUAAUAUAGGUUCAUUCCACACCAAUACCUCUUACACCCACAGCUACAAUCUGCGUCCACUAGAUAGAGAGGGAAGAGGUGAGUCCACCCUGCACUUCAACUCGCCACUCAUCCAAGUUCACAACAUAAUCCACGGUGUCUACGCAAGCUCUGAGUUGAACAUUGUGUCCAAAACCAAUGUCCAGAAGGACCUCCUCAAGCAUGUAGCAGAGCUCAAGUUUAAAGAUGCACAACUGACCCUAAAAUGCAAUGCUAUUGCCGCACUCAUGGGUAAAGCACUCAAUAACAAAGUUGAACUUGGAGUGUCCAGCCAUAUGGCCAUCCUCCAAAUUGAGUCACAGGCAGAUGACAACACAAAUAGGGCAUACUCACUUAUAUCAGGAUCUCUGGAUUCAAAUGGGCUUGAGCUAAACUCUGAGGGUUCCAUUACUUUUGACACAGGUCGUGGACUGCACAAAGCUUCUGUUAUGGUUGGCAGAAAUGGACUGACAACAAGUGGAACUAACAGCAUUCAGUGCAGCCCGGUGACUAUGGAGAAUAUCUUCAACGGUGCCAUGGACAGUACUGGCGCAUCCCUGUCUUCCAGGACCAAAGCAAUGGCUGAGGAGAGCCGAGGAGAGCUGAACAUUGAGGGUAAAGUCACAGCUGUGGAAGCGUCUUUGAAUGGUGUCCUCAAGGGCUAUGCAUAUGAUGCAACCACAAGAAACAACAUGGAUAUUACACUGAACCGUAGGGCUCUGACCUUCACUAGCAAUACAAUGGGAACACUGAAGCAGAUGAAAACAGAAAAUAGCCACGCGCUGACCCUCACUCUGUGGACACUGGCCCUCCGCUCCAAGACUAAUAACUUCAUCUGUGAAGAUAUUUACUACAAGCAAGAUACCAGAAUUGAUAUGAAGCCAUUUAUUAUGUCAUUUGACAUGACAAAUGACCUCAAGUUUUAUGACGUCAGUUUGAACAAUGAAGGUCACAUGAAGCUUGAGCCAGUUAAGGUGGAUCUCAGUGGAAGUAUGAAUGUAGCUUAUGGAGUAGAACACAACAUCAAACAUACCUACGAACUCACCUAUGAUGAUCUGGCUGGUUCAAUGAAAUACAGCACAUCUGGAAAUGUAAUGAAUGUCCAGUUAAGUCACAUUUGUGAACUGGAAUUUGCUGGACUUUCCGCAAAGUCAAACUGUGAAGCACGGAUAAAUUCUGAGCCUCUACGUUUUGACAGCACCAUUCGCAUCAUGGCACUGCCUUUCAGCCUCAAUAUUGAUGCUCUUGUCAACAGUGAUGGAGAAAUUAAUCUACACGGCAAGCACACUGGACAGGUGUAUAGCAAGUUGUUGGUUAAAGCUGAGCCCUUAGCUCUUGCAUACUCACAUGACAGCCGGAUAUCAACCACACAUAUGCUUCCAAGUGGGGAGUCUUCCACUAAUAUACACAACAAAUUUGAUGGCCUUUUGGCACCAAGUGACCAAUAUCUGACCUGGAAAGUAAAAUCUAACCUGAACAACCAUGCUUAUAACCAAAACAUCAGCACUUACAAUAAUCCUGAGAAGAUUGGAUUUGAGUUUUCAGGAGGAAUAUUAACAGACAUUUUCAGCAAACUGAGCAAAGGCAAAAGAUCACUACCAGAAAUACAAGAAUUCAGUAUGGCUGGUUUCCUCAAGUAUGACAAGAACAGUGAUUGUCAUAUCAUUGAGAUCCCAUUCAUCGAGAGCCUUCCUGCUGCUUUUGAGAGACUCAAGAACACUCUUGUACAAGCCUUGGAAUCACUACAACAGUUCAUUAACAAUUUAGAUAUUAACCAGCUAAUCUCUGACUUUAGAGUCAAAUUAGAUCGGCUACCAAUGCAAAUAAGGGAUUUCAUGGAAAACAUGGACUUGCAGAACAAAAUGAAUCAAGUAAAAGCAAAACUUGAUUAUUUGAUUGGUGAGUUUUCUAUAACACUUGAUGACUUGGAGCGUGUGAUGAAUAACUUGAGCAAGAACUUGGAAAAUACAGUGAUGGAUAUUGCCAUCAAAAUUAGAGACUUCAUCCAUACAAUUGAAGACUACCUCAAGGCCGGACACCUUUCCAUGAAGAUAACCAAUGUACUUUCAAUGAUUGGAAAUCAGCUUCAGGCCUUUGAUGAGAAGUAUGAAAUCAAGCAGUCACUUGUCAAAGCACUUCAUGCCAUUGAGGACAUCAUCAGGCAGAUUGAUUUACAGAAGCUCACAGAAAGCAGUGCUGCGUGGCUGCGAGAGCUUGAUUCUAAAUAUAGAAUAUUGGAAAAAAUCAAAGACAGUCUAUCUGAAAUUAAACAGAUGAUUGAGAACUUCGAUGUCAAAAUGUUUUUCCAAGACGUAAAGGAUUACCUUGUCUCAACUGAUUUGGCCGCAUAUGUUGAGCAGCUUUCAUAUAAAAUACCCUCUUCAGAGAUAACAAGAGUGAUUGAAUCUAUGAAUGACGUUAUUGUCAACUGGAUCGAUGAAUAUGAAAUCCCCAACAAACUCAAUACUGUAUAUUUCUAUAUUAGGGAUCUACUUUUAAAAUACAACCUGGAUGAUAAACUCAAAGAAUUAAUGGAUCAAAUAGUAAUUCUCAUCAAGGAAUUCAAAAUUGAAGCGACUGUGCAGUCAGUGGUAAAUGCGCUGAAAUCUAUCAACUUUGAAGUUUUUUAUGACAAAAUGAUGCAACUUCUGCACAAUGUGACAAGCCAACUCAGAGUAAUUGACUUUAAGGAAAGCAUUGAUGACCUUAAUGAACAAAUUUCUUCAAUGGUGAAGUCAAUGAAGGAGUUUGACUACAACGCAUUUAUUGAUGAGACCAACAAGAAGAUUGCUGGACUAGUAAAUUAUAUAAAUGAGCAGAUUAAAACCUAUGAGAUCGUGCAAAAGAUUGAGGCUGUAAGGGAAUUUUGGAGAGAGAUCCAAAACUCCAUCUUUUCAUAUUUGGAUAAACUCAAAAACACAAAGGUGGCGGAUGCUCUAAAGAAACUGAAGAAUGUGAUAGACACUACCUUUUACAAUGACAUUAGGUUGAAAGCACAGGAUAUCCUUGAGGACAUGAGACAAAGAAUCCUUGACAUGGAUAUCAGAGAUGAAAUGUACAUUCACCUCAACAGAGCAAGUGAAUCCUACAGCAAUAUGGUUACCUACAUUUCUGUGCAAUUCAACCAACUGAUAGAGAAGAUUAGAGAGGUGGCCAAGAACAACAAGAUCAUCACCCAGAUCCAGGAAGUUGUAGAUGGAGUUCUGGUCACACUGAAAAGAGCAGAGAUUGAAGUUGGCACUUUUAAUGUACCUCUCACUGACCUUGUCAUUCCAGCAUUUGUAGUCAACCUGAACAAACUGCAGGAAAUCACCAUCCCAACUCAAAUUUCAGUCCCUGAGUUCACCAUUCUUAACUCCUACACAAUCCCUGCCUUUGUCAUAGACUUUGAUGAUAUCAAAGCAAAGAUAGUUAAGAUCAUAGAUGACAUCAGAGAAUUUGAGAUCAAAAUGCCUGACCCAGAGGAAAUCUUUGGUGACCUUAAAGUUCUCUACCUAUCCGAACUACCAGAUCUCACAUUCCCAGAAAUAACUCUUUCAGAAAUAAAAUUCCCAGCCAUUAACAUCCCCAAAUUAAAUCUGAAGGACUUUGAAAUCACAAUCCUUUCAAUCCCAGAGAUCACAGUGCCGGAGGUUCCCAGUGACAUUUGUAUCCCAAUUUUUGGAAAACUCCAUGGAGAAUUUAGAGUGUACUCCCCACAGUACACUCUUGUCACCACAGGGAAGAUUGAGAACUCAACAUCCACACCAAAAAACCCACAAUUUACAGCCACCAUUAUUUCUAAAGUCACGUCACCCAUUGAACCCCUUGAAUACACCUUUGAAGCCACUGCUCAGCUGGCAGCUCCCAGAAUGAAGAAGUUGCUGUUUACAGAAACAGUGAAAGCCACACAUAUGGCCUUGUCCAUUGAUCAUGAAGGAUCCUUAUUGCUCACAGGCUCUUCUGCUGAGGCUUCUGCCAAGACUACCACCAAGGCCACGACCCAAAUGUACACAGCAGACUUGGUCAAUAAUAUGGCACUUACAUUGAAGAGUGGAAUCUCUGCGGCCAUAGACACAACCUACAAUCACAACUUGGACAUCCCCUCAUUUGACACUUCAAGUCAGGCAUCAAUAAAACAGAAUAUAGCAGCCAAAAUGGAAUCUGGCAGAAUUACUGUGGCCAGUGAAACUACUGGUAAUGGAAAGUGGUCCAUUAAAGAUUACUCUGAUGAAGGCACACACAGAAGCAAUACAGAAUUCACCAUUGAUUUUAACACUGUCAAGUUAACUUUUGUUGGAGAAACAGACUGUAAGGCUUUGAAAUCGAAGCAAGAACUGACUGCUGAAUCAGUGACCUUAAGCCAUAUAACUGUUAAAGCAAGAUGUGAAACUGAAGCGCCAUCUGUCAAGAAAAGUCUCAUGGUUUUAAAUGGAGAGACACAUAUUGGAGACUUGAAAGUUGCACUAACAGCCUCACAUGAUGCUGAAUUCACCGGAAGUCUGACUGGAUCAGUGUCCAACUCAUUGGAAUUCAUGGUGCAUCCAUUUGAAAUUUUGCUCGAUGUUAAGAACAAAGUAAAUUCAAAGGUUUUCCUCCCCCUGAAACUCACUGGUAAGGUGGAUCUCAUGCAUGAUUAUGGAGUCAUGCUAAACUCUGAGAAGCAGCGUGCUUGUUGGUUUGCUUUGGCAAGAUUCAAUCAGUAUAAGUACAUUCACAACUUCACAGCAGAAAACAAUGAAGUAGAUAUGUUCUUUCACUCAUCAGCUAAUGGAGAGGCUAAUCUGGACUUUUUGACCAUUCCUCUCUCUAUCCCAGAGAUAACCGUGCCUUAUCUUGAAAUUAAAAUCCCUGAGGUCAGGCACCUCUCUCUGUGGGAACAAGCUGGAUUCAAAACCUUGCUUACCACCCCUCAACAGUCAUUUGAUAUGAACAUGAAGCUUCAUUACUACAAGAAUCCUGAAAUGCACAGUUAUGAAUUAUACCUUGAACCAAUGUACAGUACAAUCAGUGACAACGUUAACAUCAUCCACGCUCAAUUUGAACAAUAUAGAGACAAAGUAAUUGCACUUCUAAAAGAUUCGUACAAUCAAGCAAAGUCACAGUACAUCAAACACAAAAUUGACACUUCUAACCUGCCUCCUAGAAUCUUCACCGUCCCUGGAUACAAAAUACCCGUACUGGAUAUUGACGUUUCUGCUUUCAGGGCAGAGAUGCCGGCUUUUAGCUAUUUUGUUCCUAAAGAGGUCAGUACGCCAAGCUUCAAAAUUCCAGCUCUGGGUUUCUCUGUGCCAUCCUAUACGCUUGUGCUACCCUCUUUGGAGUUUCCUGUCAUCCAUGUUCCAGAAACCUUAAGUGAAAUAAAGCUGCCCAUUUUCACACUACCAGCCAUUCAGAACGACAUUGCAAUUCCAGCCAUGGGUAACACAACUUUUGACUUCUCCUUCAAAUCCACUGUGAUUACCAUCAGUGCAAAUGCUGGUCUUUUCAACCAGUCUGACAUUGUUGCUCGGUUUGGCGCUUCCUCAACAUCUGUGUUUGUCAUUUUAAAUGGAAAAAUUGAUGGCACCACUAGUUUGACAAGGAAGAGAGGAAUAAAACUGGCUACUACUGUGUCCAUGGAGCACAACAAUGUGGAAGGAAACCAUGAAUGUGCUGUUAGUCUCACCAAAAGGAGCAUGGAAGCUUCUGUUUCUAACACUGCAAAAAUCAAUCUGCCCUUCCUCAAUCUAGAAUUGAGUCAGGAACUCAUCGGAAAUACCAAGACCAAGCCAAAUGUUGCUUCCAAGAAAAAACUAAAAUACAUUUUUAACAUCCCUCUGAUUGAGUCUGUAGGUAAAGGAAACCUUGAUAUAAACUGGGCAUUAGAGGCACUUUCUUCCUAUGUGUCACUGGAGACCUCUACCCAAGGAAAGUCAGACAUAACAAUAAUGGGAGGUAGUAAUUUUUCUGGAGAUCUAGAGAAUGAGGCAAAUUUCUACCUUAAUGCCAAUAACCUGCGUUCAACUGUUAGGACUGUCUUAAACUCAAUUAUAAACAAACAGGAGAAACAAAAACGAAGCUCAAACAAUAACAUCUUCCAGUUUGACCUGAAUAAGAACUUGGCUCUGGAGGUUUCCUUGCGGCGCAUUUUUGCAACAGUUGAUUACGUGAGCAGUAACAAUUUUGAUUCAGCAUCUUUCAACACAAAUGGAAGGCACAUUGUUAAAGGAGAACUAGAUUUUGUUCCUUUAACAACCUUCAAGACCACACUGAACAUUGAUGCAAGUCAGCCAAGUAGUUUGGGUUAUGCAGGACUCAUUCAGAGCAUCAACCUUGGCAUCAACUCAGAGAAGCAGUCAUUCGCCUGGAGUGGUAAGGAACAGCUGGCAUCUCUCAUCCAUGCCUGUGAUUUAUUAAUGUCCAAUGAUGAAUCUCAGGUACGCAUGGAUUUUACUGGAUCAGUGGAAGGCCACCUAGCUUUCUUGAAGGCAGUUGAGCUUCCUGUAUAUCAGAAGACUCUCUGGGAUGUGCUCAAGUUUGAUGAGGUCACAAAUAUGGACAACGUACAAUUUCUUAACAUGUCUUACAGCAUUGCAUACAUAAAAGCUAUGGAUGGCCAGGAGUAUGCAAUACCAUCUAAACUAUUUGAAAAUGGGAUCAUUUUUAGCAUCCCUGAGAUUAGGAUUGCUGUGCCUUCCUGGGUGGAAGAAAUUCCACACUCCAUAAGGAACAUAGACAUGCGAUUUGAAAACUCUGAUGUCCCUGAUUAUAUCACUCUUCCCCCUGUAAUCUCAAUACCGGCCUUUGAUUUGCCAUUUACCAACUUGCACGUGGAACCCUUUACAAUUGAUCCAAGGAACCUUAACAUCCCUAAGGUGAUCACCACUAUGGCCUUUGAAGUCAUGCUGCCUGGUUUGCCAACAAUCUCAGUACCCAGUUAUGAUAUUAAUACAGAGUAUCUACAGGGGAAAAUGUCUUUCCUUUCAUUCAAGAUGCCACAGUAUGAAAUCACAGUCUCAUCUUUCACCCUGCCAAAAUCUUUUACCAUUGGAGAGCAUACCAUCAGUCUAAAUGAAAUUGCAAGCCAGAUUUCAAACUUUGAACUUCCAAACAUUGUCAUUCCAGAACAAAAAAUUGAAAUCCCUGAAAUUGCCCUACAUCUGCCUUCAAGUGUGUUUAUCCCAGUUUUUGGUGCCCUCAAUGCCACUCUUAUAAUUUCCUCCCCUAUUUAUAAUGUGUCAACAACUGCCAGCCUGGAGAAAAAGGACUCUAGCCUUGUAACUUCACUGAACUCCUGGUGCACUUCUACCAUGACCUUCUUGUAUUAUUCCCUCUCUGGCACUGCAACCUUUGGAUAUGAUAAUGGAGUUAUCAAUCUAUAUGGGAAGUGCAACUUGAAUCACAAUGAUGUAAAUGUGGACUGGCAACAUGUUUUGACACAAAACCUGAGGAUGAAACGCCAAACCCCUCUGCCUGAUUCUAUGGAGUCUCGUCAUACUCUCAAUGUUGACAUCACAAGCCGAACAUUCGCUGAUGUGAGCUUCCGCUUUGCUUCCCGCAAAGAUGGCAUCACUGCAUCGAUGUCCUCUCCAUCAGCUGGUUUCCUUGGACUGCAUUUUCAGCGAAAGUCUCCAUCACAGCUGUAUGGAAAACUGUUCAGUCGCUACCUGUCUACUCCCGGAAAGGACACUGAUGUUUUAACUGCCAAAGCCACAUUGAGAAACUCUCAGAAGUUAAUCUUACAGAUGGCUUGGAAUUGGGACUUUCUCCAUGAUGUGAUUGAAGGGACCAAGGACAGAGUUCCUUCCAUGACCAGUGCUGUGCUUCAAUUCAUUAACAAGUAUCACACUGCCCACUUUGGCUUUGACCUCAAGCGUGGUGGCACGAAGCUGAAAAACACAAUGUCUAAUGUCAUAGAGAGAGCCUAUCAUGAGGUUCCUAUGUCCUUUAAUACACUACAGAGUUCAGUCCAACACUUUGGGGAUCAAGGAAAAGACAUGUACAGGAAGGCUUCUGACAGCGUGAUGUCCAUGAGUGCACAGGAUGUUGUAGACAGUUUGGCUCACGAGGCUAGACAAGUCUUGACACGUAGUGAAGACCAGGUUUAUGUCUUGCUAGAUGCAGUAGUGCAGUUCUUGAACGACACAAAAUUUACAGUGCCUGGAGCAGAUAAGAAGUUCUCAAGCCUGGAGAUGUUCCAGCGAGCUCGUCGGUCUGGAUCAAGGGCAGCUGAGAGAGUGAUCCAAAGGUUUGCCAGCCUCAUGGAGGAGAUUUCUAGAUUACUCAGGGGAAUCAAGUUCACCAUACCUGGAACUGAUGUUGCUGUUAAUGGAAAUAAGAUCAUUGAUGAACUGAAAUUUUCUACAACAUCUUUAAUUGAUCAGCUAAGACAGUCACUGAGCAGGGGGUUCAGUGUGCUUCACAAAACAGUUAAUAACCUCUUCCAGGCGAUAGCUGAAAAAAGCCAGAAUUUUAUCACCUACCUAAAAAAUCGAAACGUUGAAAUUUCUUCUCAAGUUGAUGUCACCUAUGCAGAAGUUCUGCAGUCUUCAAAACAGCACAUUGAUGAGGCUAAGAGACAUAUGGUUAAGUAUAAGGACCUUACCAAACUGAAGAUUCAAGAGGCUCAUAAUGCUUUAAGUAUGGAGAGUGUAAAUAACAAUACUAAGGAGUUUAUCAGUAUUUUGCAGUCACAUCUCUAUGGAGGACUUAAUGAAAGUGUAGACCUAAUGAGAAGGGCAUCCCAGAGCACAGCACCGUACAUUAGAGUGAGCAAUAAAAAGACUGACAUUGAAAUCCCUUUACCCUUCUUUUGGAAGUCUUUCAGCGAAUGGCCAACGCAAUCCAGACAGUGAAUCAUCCAUCACUUGAUAUCAUGGUUUUAUAAUGGCUGAACAGGUUUGGAUGUCUGUGUGCAAAAAGUGGCUUUUUGUUUGAUGCCAAUAAACAUUUGUUUUACUAACAUGAAACCUAUACUAGUUUUUCCAGAUGUAAUAUUUCUUUAAAUUUGACAAGUUACACAAUGAUGACCUGCCAGUGUUUAACAUGUACUGAAAGAUGCUGUUGGAUGAUGGUGUUCAAUUAAACAAUAAUGAA